AUGGAGCAGCUCAGGCAGCAGCUCGGGGAGAUCGAAGCCAUUGGAAGCGUCAUGGCGCUGCUACAAUGGGAUCAACAGGUAACACUCCCAGCAGGAGCGCAUCAGGCUCGCCAGCGCCAGGUCGAAACGCUGGCCUCGCUCCUCUACAAGAUGCAAAGCUCCGAGGAGCUUGGCAGGUGCCUGGAACGCGCCCGGGAGAUCGAUCCCUCCACUCUCUCCGGCAUGGAACGUGCCACGAUCCGCGAGGCGUACCGGGAAUACAGCCGAGUGAUCAAGACGCGGGAGAGCUUGUACAGGAGGAUCUCGGGCCUGGAAGUCACGGCGCAGGCUACUUGGGAGCAAGCACGCCGCGAGAACCGGUUCGAUCUCAUGGCCCCGGUUAUCAGCGAGUGGAUCUCGAUCCGCAAGGAGGAGGCGGCGGUGGUGUCGCCGGGUAUGGAUCCAUAUGACUACGUGCUGGACGAACACGAACGUGGGUCCUCGGUGCAAAAGAUGGAUCGCAUGUUUGAGCGGAUCAAGCAGCCCCUCAUCGAGCUCCUGGCCAAGAUCAAACAGCCCGAUAAUGACACGCCAGGCGUGGCAUUUCCAAUGGAGCCGCAGAGAGAGCUUGCGAGGAAGAUCAUCCAGGACAUGGGCUUCAAUGGUCGGCUGGAUGAUUCCGUCCAUCCAAUGACAGUUCCAGUCUCGCCACCCUCGGACGUCCGGAUCACGUCCAAGUUCAUCGAGAACAAUCCCAGGUCUGUGGAUGAUUUCUUCAAAGUUCUUCGAACAUCUAAUAUCGUCUUUGAAUCAGCGCAGGUUUGGCAUCUUGGCGGCGAUCCACGAGACCGGACAUGCGCUAUACGAGCAAGGGCGAGUCGAGGAGCCGGGCUUGAUCGCGUUGCGACCGCUUAG
This is a messenger RNA of Selaginella moellendorffii, 894 nucleotides long. RefSeq names its product carboxypeptidase 1. Gene Ontology annotation, molecular function: metallocarboxypeptidase activity. The record is from RefSeq and is a predicted model, not a curated record. The coding region runs from base 1 to 894 and encodes 297 amino acids. Lineage: Eukaryota; Viridiplantae; Streptophyta; Lycopodiopsida; Selaginellales; Selaginellaceae. The transcript has a single exon. Gene Ontology annotation, biological process: proteolysis.